Biomphalaria glabrata is the source of this 2219-nucleotide messenger RNA. RefSeq names its product coiled-coil domain-containing protein 138-like. The record is from RefSeq and is a predicted model, not a curated record. Bases 625 to 2190 code for a protein of 521 amino acids. Lineage: Eukaryota; Metazoa; Mollusca; Gastropoda; Planorbidae. The transcript has 15 exons.
CAAACGGCGAGGGAGAUCUAUAUUUAUAAUCUAGUCUAGAUAUAAGCCUAAGAUACCUAGAUCUAGAUGUAGAUCAUAUUUUUUUAAUGUUAUAUUUUGUUUCGUUGCGUUUUUUUUUUAACUUUAAAAAAACUGGAAUGUCCCAGUUACGAGGUCGAGAGUAACAAGCGAGAAGUAAACAAUAGCAAUCAGAAUAAUGAUUCAGAUCUAGACUCGAUCAUCUCAUACUGUAUCUAUAGAUUUGAUUAAUCAUUAUAGAUCUAGAUCUAACUAUCAAACAUAGACCUAAAGUCGAUAAAAUUAAAACCUUUUAGAAUCUAGACUCAAUCCAAAAAAGUGGGCUUUAUUAGAAUUAGAGUAGAGUCUACUUCAAAGAAUCACAAGUCAAGAAUUAAUGACAGUGUCAAAGAAAAUUGAGAGUACUCCUUGACUUGAAUUCAUUUGAAGUCAAUUGUCAGUUCCAGACAGAUUUGAGGAAGUGGGUAUCUGUGACAAGGAUUUCCUUGCUGCCUUUAGGACUUUAGCUAACACAACUCUGCCCGAGAAGGGAUUGGAACUUGAGCCCACUUAAUAGGUUGCCAAGCGACUCUUGUUAGACACACGUCUGACAUUGUAUACCUUAUAAUGAAACAAGCCACAAGGUUCCAUAAAACCAGAUCACAUGGAAUGUCUAAUAUGCCAGUCAUUGAAGAUGAUACCGCUGAAAUUUCAAAAGAAGAAAUGAAAGAAAUUUAUCGAGAGUUACAGGCUAUCAGUGACAAAUUAAGAGAAGAAAAUAACAUCCUUCAUGAACGUGAAGCCAAGUUAAAAGAAAGGGAGCGAAUGCUUACCAUUUCCCAGGAAAGCUUACAGACAGUCACAGAUCAUCAAAUGAGAUCAAAAAUAAGCGCAUUAGAAGAGAAAUUUGGCUCAGAAAUUGUACAACUUGAACAGACUUUAAAAGAAAAACUUAAGGAGAAUAAAAGAUUGAAGGAAAAUUUUGAAACUAUGAAGCAAGCCAAUGAUGCAUUAAAGAAAGAGAUUGAGGUUUUAACUUUACGAAACAGCAAACUAGAAAAAAUGUCAAACAGUUUACAAGCAAGAUUUGUCAAUUUACAGCGUAAGCAAGAAUAUGACUUAAAAUUAAAAGAAUCUGAUACAAUGAAAGUAACUACUGAAAUCAGUUCUAACCAGCAGUCAAGAGAAAAUACAUCUCAGAAAUUAGGGGAAAAGCUAGAAAACAAGAUACUAAAGAACAAUACUCCACAAAAUAAACAAAGUGUUGUUCAAGUUUAUUCCACUACUGUAUCAAUCUUGUUUGACUGGAUUUGUGAAGCACACUUGAGACAAAGUCUGACAGAGUUACCCAUAAAGCCAGUCGAGACAUACAAGUCACUUCCAUUUAUCCAAGACAAAGUGGUCAAGAUUCUCCCUAAUCUUGUUGAUAUAUUACGUGAUAAUUCUUCCAAUAUCCACUGUGGUCUGCCUUGCUUACAAUUCAUCUACUGGUCACUUCUCCAUUUAGACCAAGGUCAAAGUCCGCUGAGCUUGAACAUGUCAACAACAACAAGACGAAUUGGUGAAGAGAUAUAUUAUCCUAAAUCAUCAAAAGUACCAGAUGUAGAAAAGAUGAUUGGAUCUUCAGCAACAUUGAAUGAAAAAAUAAAAGAACCACUUUUUAUGCGCAGCACUAAUAAUCAUAUAAGACUCCUGUCUACAUUGAUAGUCUUAAAAACUCUAUCUAGAGCUGAUGUUAUAGCCCAAGCUUUUAAUAUGCUCAAGUUAGAACUAAAAUCUGAACAUGCUAAAGAAUUAUUCUUGUAUUAUCAAGCAACCAAUGUGAUACUGAAUUACUUAAAGCCCAUUCAUAAGGCAUUUACUUCAGUUGCUAUGGAAAUUCUACUUCAAAUGGCAACAGAUUCACCUUUUCAACAGAUGUUUUUUGAAAGUUGCAGCAAUGAAAACUUCUUUCGUUCAGCUGCAUUGCUAAUCAGAACACCAUUGCCAGAUAUAAAAGUGAUGGAGAGACUAAGUAUUAUACUACAAAAAUUGUCUAAACUAAAGUCAAAUAGACGUUUCUUUGAAACCUACACAAUCGUUGCUAUUAUUCAAGAGAUGUUGGUGUCUGGAGGAAAUGAAAAUGCUUUUUUAAAUUUAAAUUUGAAAUCUAUUCUUCACAAUUUGAAAAUACCAGCUAAAACACUAUUUUAAAAUGUAAAUAAUAUGCAAUGCAAAUGACA